AACAAGUCAGCGAACCGGUUCGAGGUCGCGAGACUCCGCAGGUGGAAAGGAGCCUCUGCAAAAUGGCAAGUGAGCCCGAUACCACCGAAGUGAGGAAGCCGCACAGAUUUGACCAGGGAGCCUUGGAGAGAUACCUGUGCCGGCACCUGCCGGGCUUCCCGCAGCACCCACCCGAAGCGCUGAGGGUCAGGCAGUACAGCUCAGGACAGUCAAACCCAACUUUUUACUUGGAAAAAGGCCUCAAAACCUACGUAUUGAGGAAGAAGCCUCAUGGCUCGCUCCUACCUCAAGCUCAUAAGGUCGACAGAGAAUAUCAGGUUCAGAAAGCCUUGUUUGCUGUUGGAUUUCCAGUUCCCGAGCCUCUCUUAUACUGUAGCGAUGCUUCUGUGAUUGGGACGGAGUUUUAUGUGAUGCAACAUGUACAGGGUCGCAUCUUCCGAAACACUGCAUUACCUGGCAUAAGUCCAGUGGAAAGAUCUGCUUUAUACAUAGCUGUAAUAGAAACUCUGGCCAAACUGCACUCAUUCAAUGUGAAUUCACUGGGACUCCAAGGAUAUGGAAGAGGACCAGGUUACUGUAAGAGGCAGGUAUCAACUUGGAGAAGACAGUAUCAAGCAGCUGCUCAUGCAGACAUCCCAGCUAUGGAUGAAUUAGCUGAAUGGUUAACCAGCAACUUGCCUGCUGGCGAUACUGAAGAAAAGUUGGUCCAUGGAGAUUUUCGAUUAGACAACAUCAUAUUUCAUCCAACAGAGGCCCGUGUUGUGGCAGUGCUGGACUGGGAACUUUCAACUAUAGGACAUCCUCUGGCAGACUUUGCUUACACUGUUUCUCUCUGGUUUUGGCCCAGAUCCCUCAAACAUUUGCAAAUGACGAUUUUCCAGUAUAUAAACAAUAUUGCAGGAAUUCCCUCGGCUGGAGAAAUGAUCGCGACAUACUGUCGCUGCAGAGGUAUCAGCACUGCUGUGCCCAACCUGAAUUUCUUCCUUGCUCUCUCAUAUUUUAAAGUGGCUUCAAUAAUGCAGGGCAUCUAUGCCAGAUACCUUCAGGGAAAUUCCGUUGCAGAGAACAGCCACGAGUUUUGCAAUAUGGUAAAACCUUUGGCAGAAACUGGAUUACUGGUAUCAAAAAAAACAUCUUUUGCCACUGAGAGUCAGCCCUGUAGCACAGGAGAAUUAUUCCACCAGUCUAAAGAGGGCAAAGAAGUACUUGAAAAGGUGAAGGAUUUCAUGAAGAAAUAUGUUUUUCCAGCUGAAAAGGAAAUGGCGGAGUAUUACGCCAGAAACAAAAAUUCGCCAGACAUAUGGAAAAAGCCUGCCGUGACUGAGAGACUGAAGGAAAGGGCCAAGGCAGAGGGCCUCUGGAACCUUUUCCUGCCAGGGGUUAGUGGUCUUGGCCAGCUGGACUAUGCCUUAAUCGCAGAAGAGACCGGGAAGUGCUUUUUCGCACCCAACGUGUUCAACUGCCAUGCCCCAGACACAGGAAACAUGGAGGUCCUACACAUGUAUGGGACCGAAGAACAAAAGAAACAAUGGCUGGAGCCUCUCCUAGAAGGGAAAAUAAGUUCAUGCUUCUGCAUGACAGAACCUGGCGUCGCUUCGAGUGAUGCCACCAACAUGGAAUGCAGCAUCGAGAGAGAUGGAAGCAGCUAUGUGAUCAACGGCCAAAAGUGGUGGAGCAGCGGAGCUGGAAAUCCAGACUGCAAGUUCGCUAUUGUGAUGGCCAGAGAUAAAAACACAUCUGCAUCCAGAUAUAAACAGCACAGUAUGAUCAUUGUGCCGAUGGAUACACCGGGUGUCAAACUUAUAAGGCCUCUUUCAGUCUUUGGAUACUGGGAUUAUUUCCAUGGCGGACAUUUUGAGGUGCAUUUUAACAACGUCCGGGUACCUGCCUCUCAUUUAAUCCUUGGAGAAGGAAGAGGAUUUGAAAUAGCGCAAGGAAGACUUGGGCCAGGCCGCAUACACCAUUGCAUGAGGUCCAUAGGGGCAGCUGAAACUGCUCUGCAGAUCCUGUGCAAGCGUUCAGCCCAGAGGGUGGCAUUUGGGAAGAAGCUCUACCAUCACGAAGUUGUCGCUCACUGGAUUGCUGAAUGCCGCAUUGCUAUUGAACAGGCAAGACUGCUUACGUUGAAAGCAGCCAGCAAAAUAGAUGCCAUGGGCAACAAAGAAGCCAGAAAAGAGGUUGCGAUGAUCAAAGUGGUGGCUCCCCGAGCUGUCCUUAAAGUGAUUGACUGCGCCAUUCAAGUUUGUGGAGGUGCCGGAGUCUGCCAAGACUUCCCAUUGGCUGAAAUGUUUGCCUACAUCCGGACGUUACGCAUAGCAGACGGGCCCGAUGAAGUUCACCUCUCAGUCAUUGCAAGACAAGAGCUGCAGGACCAAGCCAAACACCUGAGUGCACAUCUGUAAUAUUUUGCUUGCUUAAAGUCAUGAUGGCACUGCAUUCUUUCUUUAAAUUAGGCUGAAAGCUUAUGGGGCAGGGGACUGUAGAUUCGACACUGUUCUCAAUUAUGGAUAUUUCUUAAGUAAACUCACUCUUACUAAUUC
This is a messenger RNA of Lacerta agilis (Sand lizard), 2540 nucleotides long. It is a transcript of the gene ACAD11, whose product is annotated as acyl-CoA dehydrogenase family member 11. Gene Ontology annotation, cellular component: mitochondrion. NCBI's taxonomy places the organism in Eukaryota, Metazoa, Chordata, Lepidosauria, Squamata, Lacertidae. The transcript has 20 exons. The record is from RefSeq and is a predicted model, not a curated record. Bases 63 to 2402 code for a protein of 779 amino acids. Gene Ontology annotation, molecular function: oxidoreductase activity, acting on the CH-CH group of donors; flavin adenine dinucleotide binding.